Messenger RNA from Erythranthe guttata (spotted monkey flower), 1863 nucleotides. Its product is annotated as ERAD-associated E3 ubiquitin-protein ligase HRD1B. Gene Ontology annotation, biological process: proteasome-mediated ubiquitin-dependent protein catabolic process; ERAD pathway. NCBI's taxonomy places the organism in Eukaryota, Viridiplantae, Streptophyta, Magnoliopsida, Lamiales, Phrymaceae. Gene Ontology annotation, cellular component: endomembrane system. The record is from RefSeq and is a predicted model, not a curated record. Gene Ontology annotation, molecular function: ubiquitin protein ligase activity.
AUUUUCAUUUUCUCUCGUCGAGGAAAUUUCUGCAGGUUCUUCUCUCCGUACAAUUCAACAGGAACAAGUGACAUAUGAUGAAGUUGCAAACGUACGCUGGGUUUAGUUUAAUUGCCACAACCGCUGUUAUUUACCAUGCCUUCAAUAGUAGACGUCAGUUUUACCCAGCAAUGGUUUACUUGUCGACUUCAAAAAUCAGUUUGGUGCUGCUCUUGAACAUGGGCCUGAUACUCAUGUGCUUUAUGUGGCAAUUGGCGAAGAAAAUCUUCCUCGGCUCACUCAGAGAAGCGGAAGUCGAAAGGCUGAACGAGCACUCAUGGAGAGAAGUCAUGGAAAUACUCUUUGCAAUCACUAUUUUCAGACAAGAUUUUUCGGUUGCGUUUCUUGCCAUGAUUACUGCUCUACUUCUGAUCAAGGCUUUGCAUUGGUUGGCACAAAAGAGGAUCGAAUAUAUCGAAACAACUCCAUCUGUUUCGAAGCUUUCUCAUAUUCGGAUUGUUUCGUUCAUGGGGUUCCUCCUUGUUAUUGACUGUGUUUUUCUGCACAGUUCUAUCAAGCACUUGGUAGAAACCAGACAGGCUUCGGUUUCGCUCUUCUUUUCGUUCGAAUACAUGGUACUGGCCUUGACGACUGUAUCAACCUUUGUGAAGUAUAUAUUCCAUGUCAGAGACAUGUUUAUGGAAGGACAGUGGGAAAAGAAAGCCGUGUACACGUUUUACUUGGAGCUUAUCAGAGACUUGCUCCACUUGACUUUGUGCAUGUGUUUCUUCCUCAUCAUUUUUUUGAACUACGGCGUGCCUCUUCAUUUGAUCCGAGAGCUUUACGAGACGUUCCGUAACUUCAGAAUCCGUGUGGCUGAUUACAUACGCUACCACAAAAUCACUUCAAAUAUGAACGAUCGUUUCCCAGAUGCAACUCCCGAAGAGCUUGACGUAAGUGAUGCCACCUGCAUUAUAUGUCGCGAGGAGAUGACAGUUGCUAAGAAACUCGUCUGCGGGCAUCUUUUCCAUGUCCACUGCCUCAGAUCAUGGUUAGAGAGACAAAAUACAUGCCCUACUUGCAGAGCCCUCGUUAUACCGCUUGAUAACGGGGUUUCUACUUCUGCUUCAAGGGCUGAUGGCCAUCAUCAAGGAACUAGCACAAAUGGUGCAUCUUCUCAAGGAUCGAGUGCUGACCGGGUGCAAAAUGAUAAUGUGGUGAGUCAGCAUCAGGCUAGACUACAAGCUGCUGCUUCUGCUGCAUCGCUGUACGAGAAAUCUUUCGUUUAUCCAUCUCCAAAUGCUCUAACGUGUGGAUUACCUCAACAAUAUGCAAACACAUCUUUCGCCUGGUCAGCACAGUGUACAUCUGUUCCUCCACAGUUCCCGUGUAUGCAUGGAGAACUUGAGUCGGGAUCAAACUCUCAACUGGCUUUACACAAUAAACUAAUUAAGCACCAGAUUGAGUUUAUGCAAAAUCAAUUGCAGCUUUUACGGAAAUCGAAAGGAGAGAAAACAGUGGAUCAAGUGUCAUCUGAUAUCAAGGGUAAGUCCGUACCAUCUUCAUCUUCAUCGGUAAUCGACUCUUAGUGAUAAUUUUUAGCAUCUAUCUAAGAGCUACAGCUGAGAGAGAGAGAGAGUGCUUUAAGUUUUGCAUUUUUUCGUCCCAACGAGUAUAAUAUGAAUCAGUACUUAGUUCGGAAAAUCCGAUGUAAUUUUCUGUAAAUUAGCACAAGAAAUGUUUACGUAAGCCAUGCUCGAGAGCGACGAACAUGGAGAAAUGUUAUAUAAGUUGAUAGGAUAGGUUUUCACAGUUAAUCUUUGACAAUUAGAUGAGAUUCAAAUUUUAAUUAAUCAAUGAAUUACUUAAUGGGCCUUUAGAAAA